This is a messenger RNA of Gordionus sp. m RMFG-2023, 1208 nucleotides long. RefSeq lists its product as uncharacterized. The record is from RefSeq and is a predicted model, not a curated record. NCBI's taxonomy places the organism in Eukaryota, Metazoa, Nematomorpha, Gordioida, Chordodea, Parachordodidae. The transcript has 7 exons. Gene Ontology annotation, cellular component: Ndc80 complex. Gene Ontology annotation, biological process: chromosome segregation. Bases 402 to 1130 code for a protein of 242 amino acids.
GGGAAAGUAUUGCUAUGAAUAUUAUUUUUUUCCCUGGUAUCUUCCAUUUCAUUAAUAUCAUUGUCUGACUCUGAAUCACAUUUUCAACGAUUUGGAUAUCCAUAUGCGAUUUUAAAUUAUUAACAGCCGCUAUUAGCUAUAACUACCUAAACAGAUAGCGCUACAAGUAGCGCGCUACUUUAACAACUCUGGUGAUCAUUAUGUCUGGUUCAAUUAUAUCAUUGGUCAGGUUUUAAUAAAGAAUAUUUUAAAAAAUUUAUAUUUAUUUGAGUUUAUAUUCGUUUUACGAUAUUAACCAAUCAAAAUAUUUCGCUCUUACUCUUAAGAUUUGAAUUUAUCCCCUAAAUAGUUCAUUGCCCAUUUGUAUUUAGACAAGGUAAUUGGGUGGUAUAAUUUUAAAUAUGAAAUUUGAUUUUAAAUAUGAAAUUGAGUUUCUUAGAAAUGAUUUUGUCAUACAAACUAAUACUAUUGUGAAUUUUUAUUUAAAGUCUUAUGAGGAUUAUGAAAUUAAGAUAACAUCAAUUUACAAAAAUAGCAAACAAAUGAUUGAAUUAAAAGAAAAAAUAUUUAAUAUCAAUCAGGAAAUUUAUAAAAUAAAUCUUAACAAAGUUGUUAUAGGUGAAGAAUUUAUUAAAUAUAACAAUGAAGAACUUCAAAAUAAAAUACUCAAUAUUUGCUGCAAAAGUGAAUAUCAGAAAAAUAUAAAAAAAUUAAAUGAGGAUUGUAAAAUACGAGAAUAUUCUGAAUCUAUUAAUAAAUUCCAAAUAUAUAAUUCAUAUACAAAUAAGUUUAGAAGAAAACAUCAAAUUUUGUCUGAAUUUUUAGGAAUAUAUAUUGUCCCUGAACCAAAAAACAAAAUGGUUAAAAUAUCUCUUAAAGCUAAUAUCUUGCAUAGCUGUUCUCCAAAUAUGGGCUCUUUCUGGAUCAAAGUAUUAGAAUAUCCAAAAAAUUGUAUGGAAAAUAAUGAUAUAACAAAUUUUAAAGAUGCAAUCUAUAAUUAUAUUGUUGUCAAGACAGAUCCUCUUAUUGAUGAAAACCUCAUGAAUAAAUGGACAAUUGAUUUGAAUAGAGAUGAUAACUUUAUUUUAUUUUUAUGUCGAAUUAGAGAGGAAUUUAAAAAAUUAAUAUAAAUUAUUUAUAUUAUAUAUAUAUUAAAUUAUUCAUUGUUUGAUAGAUUUUAGGUAUGAAUAUAAAAUUUUUUACUUUGU